GGGACCGCCACUAGAAGCCUGUGGUUUCGGGUUGAUCCGAGUCUUUCGGCUGUGUGUGUGUGCCCAGUACUACUGUAUUGUACUGUGAGAAGGCAGGCAGAUAGGGGGCACCUCACCAACAUCUCCCGCUCAACUCCACAUUCAACCCCCCCACGAACUCACUUUCUAACUUCAACGUUUUUUAAAAACCGACCACAGGACUUGAACAACUGAUCUCUUUAUUUAUUCAUUCUAUUUUCGUUUAGUUUAUGGUUUGUGUUUUUACAGUCCGGGAGGGCAGAAAUGGCCGCCAACAUGUACCGGGUCGGAGGUAUGUCACAGGGUUUUUGAUGAAGUCGAAACAUGCUAAUUUUCUCUCAAUACCAGGAAUGUGUGCUAUUUUAUCUCAGAGAUAGCUAUAGUGUAAUUUAUUAUAAUAGACAGGCAAACGUGUGCAGUCAUUUACAGGAUGCAUGGAUUUCCAAAUAUUUGGGAUUCUAAUUGGUCAGGCCUCGCGACUAUCGUAUCGUGGCCAUACCAGUCAGCUAGCCAUUAGCUAGCAUGUUACACCAUAAACAUGACUAUUUUCUACUUUAGCUUUAUGCACUCUUAUUUUCAAGUAAUAUCCAAUUUAAUCUACACAUGCACAGCCAUGCAUUGCAUGAUUUGGCGUGUGCACGUUGGAUUGUCUUUAUGAUUAUUGUUAGGAAGAUGUGCCUUUGUAUUUGGCUCCUUUUUGGCACGCAUCCAUGUAUUACGGCUCCUUAUUGUGCUAGCUAACAGCUAGCUAACUAGCCUCCUGACUAGAAGUGCUUGCUUUGUUGCCAAUGCCAUUAAUUAUCUUAACCCGCUAUAGCCAGCUAAUAAUGCUCUAUUGUUUGACAGUGAGAGGGGAAUGGCCCAUGCAUCUGUUUUUGGUAGUUUUACUGAUACUCAGAUCCUGGUAGUUAGCUAUGCAGUUAGUUUUACCAGGUUAUCCACCUAGUUAGCUGUUUUCUUUUUUAGCUAGCUGUUGGUGGCAUUCGAUUCCGACAUUGUCUCAUGGCGUCGCGUGAAAGUCUUUCACGUUUGCAAGACUAGCCAGUGGGGAAACACUAUUUUCACGACACUUCGAUACAGAAGUCACUAUUUUUGUACCAGGUUAUGAUUCUGAGGUUAAGGUUAGGAACAUGGUUAGGGUUAGCGAAUAUUAUUUCCUGACUUGCUACGAAAAUCCCUUUGUAUUGAAGUGACGUGAAAAUAUUGUGUCCCAGUAGCUACUGUUUUAUGAUAAUUAUCCCAGAGCAUCUGCCCUGGGCAACAAAGGCUGCGGUAAAGGAUAUUAUCUUGUAUGUAUAAUAACGUAAAACACUUCUGGGUGAAUAGAUUAUCUGGCAACAAUGUAACGAUGCUUUUUUUCUACUCGGCUACAGAGUAUCGGAGUGUGUGUCACGUGGAUGUCUGAUCUGUUGUCAUCUUUUUCAGAGUUUAGGGCUGUUUUCUCCACCGGAUGUCACUGCUGUGUGUUUGCAUUGUAUCAAGUUUCAAGUUGUCAUGUCACGUACAGUGAAAUUGCUUUCUUGCAAGCGACAAACCCAACAAUUCAGUAAUCAAUAUCAAUGUAGCACUACAUAUAAGGAGGUAGAACAAAAACAAUUGAGAUGUUGUGUUACUGGCCUACACGCAAUACCCCAUAAUGUCAAAGUAGAAUAAUGUUUUUAGAUUUUUUAAAAAAACAAAUUAAAUGAAAAGCUGAAAUGUCUGGAGUCAAUAAGUAUGCAACCCCUUUGUUAUGGCAAGCCUAAAUAAGUUCAGGAGUAAACAUUUACAUAACAAGUCACAUUAUAAAUUGAAUGGACAUGGUGUGCAAUAAUAGUGUUGAACGUGAUUUUUGAAUGACUAUCUCAUCUCUGUUCACCACACAUACAAUUAUCUGUAAGGUCCCUCAGUCGAGCAGUGCAUUUCAAACACAGAUUCAACCACAAAGACCAGGGAGGUUUUCCAAUGCCUCGCAAAGAAUGACAACUGUUGGUAGAUGGGUAAAAAUGGAAAAAUAAGCAGACAUUGAAUAUCCCUUUUCAGCAUGGUGAAGUUAUUAAAUCAGCGUUGGAUGGUGUAUCAAUACACCCAGUUAUUACAAAGAUACAGGCAUCCUUCCUAACUCAGUUGCCGGAGAGGAAGGAAACCACUUAGUGAUUUCACCAUGAGGCCAAUGGUGACUUUAAAACAGUUACAGAGUUCAAUGGCUGUGAUAGGAGAAAACUGAGGAUGGAUCAAGAAUAUUGUACUUAUUCCACAAUUUUUACCUAAUUGACCAAAUAAAAAUAUUCAAAAACAUGCAUCCUGUUUGAAACAUGGAACUAAAAUAAUACUGCAUGUGGCAAAGCAAUAAACUUUUUGUCCUGAAUACAAAGUGUUAUGUUUGGGGCAAAUUCAAUACAACACAUUACUGAGUAUCCACUCCAUAUUUUGAAGCAUAAGGGUGGCUGCAUCAUGUUAUGAUAUGCUUGUAAUCGUUAAGGACUGGGGAGUUUUUCAGGAUGAAAAAUAAAUCUAAUGGAGUUAGCACAGGCAAAAUCCUAGAAGAAAACCUGGUUCAGUCUGCUUUCCACCAGACACUGGGAGAUGAUUUCACCUUUCAGCAGGACAAUAACCUAAAACCCAAGGCCAAAUAUACACUGGAAUUGCUUACAAAGACAACAUUGAAUGUUCCUGAGUGGCCUAGUUACAGUUUUGACUUAAACCGGCGUGAAAAUCUAUGGCAAGACUUGAAAAUAGCUUAACAAUUAUCGACAACCAAUUUGACAGAGAUUGAAGAAUUAUGCAAAUGUUGUACAAUCCUGGUAUGCAAAGCUCUUAGAGAUUUACCCAGAAAGACUCACAACUGUAAUCGCUGCCAAAGGUGAUUCUAGCAUGUAUUGAGUCAGGGGUGUGAAUACUUGUGUAAAUUAGGUAUUUAAUUUUCAACACAUUAAGCAAAAUAAAUUCUAAACAUGUUUUCACUUUGUCAUUAUGAGGUAUUGUGUGCAGAUGGGUGAGAUUAUUAGGCUGUAACACAACAAAAUGUGGAAUAAGUCAAGGGUUAUGAAUACAUAGGCGGCAGGUAGCUCAGUGGUUAAGAGCGUUGUGCCAGUAACCGAAAGGUCGCUGGUUCUAAUCCCUGAGCCGACUAGGUGAAAAAUCUGUCUGUGCCCUUGAGCAAGGCACUUAACCCUAAUUGCUCCUGUAAGUCGCUCUGGAUAUGAGCGUCUGCUAAAGGACUAAAAAUACUUUCUGAAGGCACUGUAUGUAUAGGGGUAAGGGGACUAGGCAUCAAUAUAUAUGAUAAACAGAGUAGCAGCAGCUUAAAUUGUGAUUGUGUGUGUGUGUAGAGUCAGUAUAAAUGUGUGUGCAUGUUAUGUGGUUGUUGAAGUGUCAGUGUGCAUGAGUGUGUAGAGUCCUGUGAGUGCAAGUCAGUCCGUGUAGCCAUUUUGUUAGCUAUUUAGCAGUCUUAUGGCUUGGGGAUAGAAGCUGCUCAGGAGCCUGUUGGUGUCAGACUUAAUGCACCGGUACCGCUUGCCGUGCGGGCCUUCCUUUCACACUGCCAGUUAUAGAGGUCCUGUAUGGCAGGGAGCUCGGGCCCAGUAGAUGUACUGGGCUGUCCACACCACCCUCUGUAGCGCCAUGCGAUCGAGGGCGAUGCUGUUGCCAAACCCGAGUGGCGCAGUGGUCUAAGGCACUGCAUCUCAGUGCUUGAGGCGUCACUACAGACCCCCUGGUUCGAUUCCAGGCUGUAUCACAACCGGCCGUGAUUGGGAGUCCCAUAGGGCGGCGCACAAUUGGCCCAGCGUCAUCCCGGUUUGGCCGGUGUAGGCCGUCAUUGUAAAUAAGAAUUUGUUCUUCACUGACUUGCCUAGUUAAAUAAAGGUCUUACUGACGUUGAGGGAGAGGUUGUUGUCCCGGCACCACACUGCCAGGUCACUGACCUACACCCUUUAGGCUGUCUCAUCGUUGCCGGUGAUCAGGCCUACCACCGUCGUGUCGUCAGCAAACUUGAUGAUGGUGUUGGAGUCGUGCGUUGCCACGCAGUCGUGGGUGAACAGGGAGUACAGGAGGGGACUUAGCUCACACCCCUGUGGGGCCCCCGUGUUGAACGCUGAGCUGUAGUCAAUGAAUAGCAUUUUCACAUAGGUAUUCCUCUUAUCUAGGUGGGUGAGGGCAGUGUGGAGUUCAAUUGAGAUUGUGUCAUCUAUGGAUCUGUUGGGGCGGUAUGCAAAUUGGAGUGGGUCUAGAGUGUCUAGGAAUUGAUGUUCCAUAACCAGCCUUUCAAAGCACUUCAUGAUUACAGAUGUGAGUGCUACAGGGCGGUAGUCAUUGUUGCAUGAAGCCUUAGAGUUCUUAGGAACAGGAAUGAUAGUAGUCAUUUUAAGACGUGGGGAUUAUAGACUGGGACAAGGAGAGGUUGAAAAUGACUUUGAAUCAAUAUUAUACUAUAUAAUAUUAUUGCUAUGAUAUUAUAGCUACUCUGUUAAUGUGUAAUCUGGCUAUUGGACCAUUUCUGGGCCUGGAACCGGCCUUGUGUGUAUCUCGUAACAUAGCAAGCAUAUUUGAUGAUGGUUGACAUGCAUCUAUAGGUAAGCUAUCAGGUAGGGGUGCCACUCUCAGACCUGAUUGAGGUGUUCAACUGUGAACUGAACCACCAACUCUCAGAAAGAGUUUGUGUGUGACUGUGUGUUCCCUGGCUCCCAUUAUUUGACUACUGCAGCCUCUGCCAAGGGUUUUGGAUCUUUAUGGCACAGCCAGGAUACAGUGGCCUGGCCCACAAACUGCAGAGUCACUGGUUCAAGCCACAUUGGUUGUUCUCCCCUGUUGUUGAAUUAGGUGUUAGAACAGGGCUGGAAUAAAAGCCUGCACAUCCAGUAUCUGGAAUGGUUAUACAGUAUGGCAGGCAGUGUGUUAAUGUGAUGUUAUUGUGUUCUCUUCCAGACUAUGUAUUCUUUGAGAAUUCCUCCAGCAACCCUUACCUGAUCCGCCGGAUAGAAGAACUCAACAAGGUAAUGCCCACCUUGGGGUGUUUGUGUGUAGGUAAUUAAAGUAAUCUGGCCGAUGUGCCUGACAGUGAAUAAGCUGCCUGUCAGUUCUGUGACUUUUCCUCUCCUGCGUUAGUGUGUGUAUGUGAGAUUGUGUGUGUAAUAUGUUGCAUAGCGACAGAUGUUACCUGCCUUCAACUGCCAUUUCCAUGGCAACCGGCAGGUGAGAAUGGGCACACCUCCUCCCUCCCCCAAUACCGCCCUCUCUCCUCUCCAUCCGUACCUCCUUCCCUCUCUCCUCUCCUCCUCCAUGCCCUUCCGUCAGUGUGUUUAAUCUCAGAGGAGACAAAACAUCUGUCUGCCCAGCUAUAUCCACAAUCAGGCAAUGUAUCAAUGCAUCUAUCAGUCAGUGUCGUGGCUAUUGGGCCAGGGAGCAAAGUCUCAUGGGAAAUAAAAAUGUUGGUAUUUGUUAGUUAGUCAUUGUAUUUCCCUGCCCCUCUCUCUAAAUGCAAUUCAAGAUGCUGUUUUUAAAGUGUUGGAACUCCCUCUCCUCCUCGCAUAAACAGCCAGUGGUAAAUUUCAGGAGUAAUAUUUAUUUAUUUGUGAUAAGUUAGUGUGCUAAGAGUUGACUUUAUCUCUCUCUCUCUCUCUCUCUCUUCAGACUGCCAGUGGCAAUGUGGAGGCCAAGGUGGUGUGUUUCUACAGAAGGAGAGACAUCUCACACAGUCUCAUACAGUUGGCUGACAAACACGCACGUAGGUGGCCCUGUGUGUGUGUCCGUCCGUCCGUCCAUGUGUGCUUUUGUGUAUCAGUGUAACAGUAGGGGGUAGCUGAAUGUCUGCAGGGUUUCCUGAUCCAUACAGCAGGGGUCCAGGCUCAGACAGUCAUGUUUAGUGUGUGUGUGUGUGUGUGUGUGUGUGUGUGUGUGUGUGUGUGUGUGCGUGUGUGUGUGAACGUACAGAGGACCUAGAGGAGGAGAAAGAAAGUCCGUCGGAGGCGGACCUGACAGACAAACAAGAACACCAGUUACGCCACAGAGAACUGUUCCUCUCGCGCCAAUAUGAGAGUCUACCAGCCACACACAUCAGGUACACUCACUCACUCAUUUACACACACACGCCAGGGCUGUGACAGUCAUUGAAUUUUGGAGGACGGUAAUUGGUCAGCCAAAUGACUGCGGUCAUCGUAAUAACCGUUUGAUUAGCAAACAAACAAAAUAUACACUACUGUUCAAAAGUUUGGGGUCACUUAGAAAUGUCCUUGUUUUCGAAAGAAAAGCAAUUUGUUUGUCCAUUAAAAUAACAUCAAAUUGAUCAGAAAUACAGUGUAGACAUUGUUAAAGUUGUAAAUAGCAAUUGUAGCUGGAAAUGGCAGAUUUGUAAUGGAAUAUCUACAUAGGCGUACAGAGGCCCAUUAUCAGCAACCAUCAGUCCUGUGUUCCAAUAGCACGUUGUGUUUGCUAAUCCAAGUUUAUCAUUUUAAAGGCUAAGUGAUCAUUAGAAAACCCUUUUGCAAUUAUGUUAGCACAGCUGAAAGCUGUUGUGCUGAUUUAAAGAAGCAAUAAAACUGGCCUUCUUGAGACUAGUUGAGUAUCUGGAGCAUCAGCAAUUGUGGGUUCGAUUACAGGCUCAAAAUGGCCAGAAACAAAUAACCUUCUUCUGAAACUCGUCAGUCUAUUCUUGUUCUGAGAAAUGAAGGCUAUUCCAUGUGAGAAAUUGCCAAGAAACUUAACAUCUCGUACAACGCUGUGUACUACUCCCUUCACAGAACAGCGCAAACUGGCUCUAACCAGAAUAGAAAGAGGAGUGGAAGGCCCUGGUGCACAACUGAGCAAGAGGACAAAUACAAUAGAGUGUCUAGUUUGAGAAACAGACGCCUCACAGGUCCUCAACUGGCAGCUUCAUUAAAUAGUACCCGCAAAACACCAGUCUCAACGGCAACAGUGAAGAGGCGACUCCGGGAUGCUGACCUUCUAGGCAGAGUUGCAAAGAAAAAGCCAUAUCUCAGACUGGCCAAUAAAAAGAAAAGAUUAAGAUGGGCAAAAGAACACAGACACUGAACAGAGGAAGAUUGGAAAAAAGUUUUAUGGACAGACAAAUCGAAGUUUGAGGUGUUCGGAUCACAAAGAAGAACAUUUGUGAGACGCAGACCAAAUGAAAAGAUGCUGGAGGAGUGAUUGAUGCCAUCUGUCAAGCAUGGUGGAGGCAAUGUGAUGGUCUGCGGGUGCUUUGCUGGUGGUAAAGUGGGAGAUUUGUACAGGGUAAAAGGGAUCUUGAAGAAGGAAGGCUAUCACUCCAUUUUGCAACGCCAUGCCAUACCCUGUGGACGGCGCUUGAUUGGAGCCAAUUUCCUCCUACAACAAGUCAAUGACCCAAAGUACAGCUCCAAACUAUGCAAUAACUAUUUAGUGAAGAAGCAGUCAGCUGGUAUUCUGUCUAUAAUGGAGUGGCCAGCACAGUCACUGGAUCUCAACCCUAUAGAGCUGUUGUGGGAGCAGCUUGACUGUAUGGUACGUAAGAAGUGCCCAUCAAGCCAAUCCAACUUGUGGGUGGUGCUUCAGGAAGCAUGGGGUGCAAUCUCUUCAGAUUACCUCAACAAAUUGACAACUAGAAUGCCAAAGGUCUGCAAGGCUGUAAUUGCUGCAAAUUGAGGAUUCUUUGACGAAAGCAAAGUUUGAAGGACACAAUUAUUAUUUCAAUUAAAAAUCAUUAUUUCUGACCUUGUCAAUGACUAAAUUUACUAUGCAUUUGGUAUAUUUCCUAUUCAAACUCAUUUCAUGUAUGUUUUCAUGGAAAACAAGGACAUUUCUAAGUGACCCCAAACUUUUGAACGGUAGUGUAUAUAUCAUUUUUUAAGAUGGAAUCCGCAGUAGGCGGAAACAGUGCCACGGCCGCCCCACCACCAUUGUACUUGUUUUUGUUGCUGAGCUGAGGAGAAGCUCUUCAAUCGCGGGUGCAAUGAUGUCCGAGGGGGAAAAACUGUUUGUUGUUUGCAGUGACUUCUUUGUUGUUGUAAUAUCGCAAACGAAUGUGUCAGUUUCCCCAUUAAGGAUUUCAGCUUUAAAAUACAUUUUCUCCUCUCCUCCGCUCCUGACUGCAUGUGCUGAUGCAGGGAGGGGGGCAUUGCCGAGGCAACCAAAGACUUGUUUGCUACAACACCUUGCUUGUUACAGCAGAAACUGACUCAAUCCAUGAAUGCCCAGCAGUCCCAUUUUCAGUCAGCUGUUUGUUCCACAUCCAUCCAUCCACACACACAAACACACACACACACACACACACACACACACACACACACACACACCACACACACACACACACACACACACACACACACACACACACACACACACACACAAUCCCCCCUGCUGUAACAGGCAGUACCCCUGAAUUCACCCAGCCACUGUUUAACCCAGACAACAGUGCUCCCCCCCCCCCCCUCCCCCCCUCCUCUCCGUCUCUCCUCCUCUCCCUCUUUCAGGGGGAAGUGUAGUAUGGUUUUAGAACACCUACUCAUUCAAGGGUUUUUAUUUAUUUUUACUAUUUUCUACAUUGUAGAAUAAUAGUGAAGACCUCAAAACUAUGAAAUAACACAUAUGGAAUCAUGGAGUAACCAAAAAAGUGUUAAACAAAUCAAAAUAUAUUCUUCAAAUAGCCACCCGUUGCCUUGAUGACAGUGUUGCACACUCUUGGCAUUCUCUCAACCAGCUUCACCUGGAAUGCUUUUCCAACAGUCUUGAAGGAGUUCCCACAUAUGCUGAGCACUUGUUGGCUGCUUUUCCUUCACUCUGCGGUCCGACUCAUCCCAAACCAUCUCAAUUGGGUUGUGGUCGGAGGAUUGUGGAGGCCAGGUCAUCUGAUGCAGCACUCCAUCACUCUCCUUCUUGGUAAAAUACACAGCCUGGAGGUGUGUUGGGUCAUUGUCCUGUUGAAAAACAAAUGAUAGUCCCACUAAGCCCAGUCCAGAUGGGAUGUCGUAUCCUCAUGAGAGCCAGUUUCAUCAUAGUGCUUGAUGGUUUUUGCGACUGCGCUUGAAGAAACGUUCAAAGUUCUUGAAAUGUUCUGUAUUGACUGACCUUCAUGUCUUAAAGUAAUGAUGGACUGUUGUUUCUAUUUGCUUAUUUGAGCUGUUCUUGGACAUUGUCUUUUACCAUAUAGGGCUAUCUUCUGUAUACCCCCCCCCCCCUACCUUGUCACAACACAUCUUUGCUUAUUUGAGCUGUUCUUGCCAUAAUAUGGACUUGGUCUUUUACCAAAUAGGGUUAUCUUCUGUUUACCCCACCUACCUUGUCACAACACAACUGAUUGGCUCAAAUAAAUUCCACAAAUUAACUUUUAAGAAGGCAUACCUGUUAAUUGAAAUGCAUUCCAGGUGACUACCUCAUUUAGCUUUGCUUUAUCUUGGCCAGGUCGCAGUUGUAAAUGAGAACUUGUUCUCAACUGGUUUACCUGGUUAAAUAAAGGUGAAAUUAAAAAUAAAUAAAUAAAACAUCUGGUUGAGAGAAUGCCAAGAGUGUGCAAAGCUGUCAUCAAGGCAAAGGGUAGCUAUUUGAAGAAUCUCAAAUAUAAAAUAUAUUUUGUUUAACACUUUUUUUGUUACAACAUCAUUCCAUAUGUUAUUUCAUAGAUUUGAUGUCUUCACUAUUAUUCUACAAUGUAAAAAAUAAUUUAAAUAAAUAAAAACCCUUUGAAUGAGUAGGUGUGUCCAAACUUUUGACUGGUGGUGUGUGUGUGUGUGUAUAUAUAUACAGUGCUAUGAAAAAGUAUUUGCCCCCUUUCUAAUUUUCUCUACUUUUGCAUAUUUGUGAUACUGAAUGUUAUCAGAUCUUCAACCAAAACCUAAUAUUAGAUAAAGGGAACAUAAGUGAACAAAUAACACAACAAUUACAUAUUCAUUUCAUUUAUUUCAUAAACAAAGUUAUGCAACACCCAAUUCCCCUGUGUGAAAAAGUAAUUGCCCCCUUACACUCAAUAACUGGUUGUGCCACCUUUAGCUGCAAUGACUCUAACCAAAUGCUUCCUGUAGUUGUUGAUCAGUCUCUCACGUCACUGUGGAGGAAUUUUGGCCCACUCUUCCAUGCAGAACUGCUUUAACGUGUGGGUUUUCAAGCAUGAACUGCUCGUUUCAAGUCCUGCCACAACAUCUCAAUUGGGAUUAGGUCUGGACUUUGACUAGGCCAUUCCAAAACUUCCAAUUUGUUGCUUUUUUAGCAAUUUUCAUGUAGACUUGAUUGUGUGUUUUGGAUCAUUGUCUUGCUGCAUGACCCAGCUGUGCUUCAGCUUCAGCUCACAGACAGAUGGUCUGACAUUCUCCUGUAGAAUUCUCUGAUACAGAGCAGAAUUCAUGGUUCCUUCUAUUAAGGCAAGUCGUCCAGGUCCCGAGGCAGCAAAGCAUCACCAAACCAUCACACCACCACCACCACCAUGCUUGACUUUUGGUAUGAUGUUCUUACUGUGGAAUGCAGAGUUUGGUUUUCGCCAGGCAUUACUGGAACCAUGUCGUCCAAAAAGUUAUACUUUUGAAUAAUCUGUCCAUAGAACGUUCUUCCAAGAGUCUUGAUGAUCAUCCAGGUGCUUUUUGGCAAACUUGAGUCAACUUUUUGGACGAGAUGGGUCCCAUUAUGCCUGGCGAAAACCAAACACUGCAUUCCACAGUAAGAACAUCAUACCAAAGGUCAAGCAUGGUGGUGUGAUGGUUUGGCGAUGCUUUGCUGCCUCAGGACCUGGACGACUUGCCUUAAUAGAAGGAACCAUGAAUUCUGCUCUGUAUCAGAGAAUUCUACAGGAGAAUGUCAGACCAUCCGUCUGUGAGCUGAAGCUGAAGCACAGCUGGGUCAUGCAGCAAGACAAUGAUCCAAAACACACAAUCAAGUCUACAUGAAAAUUGCUAAAAAGCAACAAAUUGGAAGUUUUGGAAUGGCCUAGUCAAAGUCCAGACCUAAUCCCAAUUGAGAUGUUGUGGCAGGACUUGAAACGAGCAGUUCAUGCUUGAAAACCCACACGUCACUGAGUUAAAGCAGUUCUGCAUGGAAGAGUGGGCCAAAAUUCCUCCACAGCGACGUGAGAGACUGAUCAACAACUACAGGAAGCAUUUGGUUGGAGUCAUUGCAGCUAAAGGUGGCACAACCAGUUAUUGAGUGUAAGUGGGCAAUUACUUUUUCACACAGGGGAAUUGGGUGUUGCAUAACUUUGUUUAUGAAAUAAAUAUGUAAUUGUUGUGUUAUUUGUUCACUUAUGUUCCCUUUAUCUAAUAUUAGGUUUUGGUUGAAGAUCUGAUAACAUUCAUUAUCACAAAUAUGCAAAAGUAGAGAAAAUUAGAAAGGGGGCAAAGACCUCUUAAUAGCACUGUAUAUAUAUAUAUAUAUCAGUGGAGGCUGUUGAGUGGAGGACGGCUCAUAAUAAUGGCUGGAACUGAUUAUUUUAUUUUCAUGACGAUCUUCAUCCAUAACCGUUGGUGACACAGUUAUACAUUAAUUGUACCAGCCCUAACACACACACACAAUCCCCCCUGCUGUAACAGGCAGUACCCCUGAAUACACACUCACCCAGCCAUUAAACCGUGUGACACAGACAACAGCGCUCACCCCCCCCCCCCCCCCCUCCUCUCCGUCUCUCCUCUCUCUCUCUCUUUCAGGGGGAAGUGUAGUGUGGCAUUGUUGAAUGAGACUGAAGCUGUUCUCUCCUACCUGGACAAAGAGGUAAGAAGGGUUGUGUGUAGGUAUGUCCUGCUAUUAAAAUGCCUCCCAUACCAUUCUCAUGUGUCAGCUUUGUGUGUGUGUAACGUGUGUGUGUGUGUAUUGUAAAAACGUGUGUGUUUUCCGUAGGAUACGUUUUUCUACUCCCUGGUUUACGACCCUACCCAGAAGACACUGUUGGCUGAUAAGGGAGAGAUCAGAGUGGGACCACGCUUUCAGGCCGACGUACCUGACAUGCUACAGGAGGGUAGGCACACACACACACACCACACACACACACCAUACGUUCUUCACACACACACACACACACCCUCUGACUGACUGUAUCUUUGUAGGUUACUCAGAUGAACGUGACCAAUCAAAGCUAGAGGAGAAGCUGUGGGAUCCUGACUGUCCUCUCUCCAGCAAACAGAUAGACCAGUUCCUGGUGGUGGCACGGUACGACCUUUAACCUCUAACCCCUUGACCUCUCAGUUCCUGUUUGCCGUACCGAAGACCCACGUACCCUUGAUCUCUCUAGCCCUGACCUCAAAGCUGUGUGUUUGUAGGGCGGUGGGGACGUUUGCCAGAGCGCUGGACUGUAGCAGCUCGGUCAGACAGCCCAGUCUACAUGCAAGUGCAGCCGCCGCCUCCCGAGACAUCACACUGGUGAGACACACACCAUUUUUUAUUGUCCUGAGUUUGACUGUUCGUCUAAGGAUAUAACCUUCUCUAACUUUUGAUGGAUAAACUCGCUCAAACUUUCUAUCUGCCUGUGUGUGUGUCCGUGUGUGUGUGUGUAGUUCCAUGCGAUGGACACGCUGCAUCGUCAUGGUUACGACCUGUCCAGUGCGUUGAGUGUGUUGGUGCCGUCCGGUGGGCCGGUGUUGUGUCGGGACGAGAUGGAGGAGUGGAGCGCCUCGGAGGCAGCCAUGUUUGAAGAGGCUCUGGAGAAAUACGGAAAGGACUUCAACGACAUAAGACAGGACUUCGUAAGUCACAGUCUCAAAGUGUGUGUGUGUACAUUGUGUGUUUCAAGUUUUUGUCACAUGUACAAGUAAAGUGAAAUGCCAUUCUUGCUCGUUCCCAACGAUGCAGUAACCAAUAUCAGUAUAUAUACCCAAUAUAUUUACCAUAAAAUAUUAAUAUUAACGUAAGAAGCUAUGAAGAGGGUCAGUUCCAAUAAAAUAUUUAUAAUGUGCAGGGAUACUGGAGUGAUAGAGGUCGAUAUGUAAUGGGAUAAGGAUGUAUGAUAAACAGAGUAGCAGCAGCGUAUAUGAUGAUUGUGUGUGUUUAGAGUCAGUAUGAAUGUGUGUGUGUGUUCAAAUUUAAGCAUGUGUGUGUGUUGGACUGUCAAGAGUCAGUGUGUAGAGUGUGAAUAGAGUCAGUGCGUAGAGUGUGCGUAGAGUCAGUGCGUAGAGUCAAAAAUAUAAAUAAAAUAAAGGGUUAACUCAGAUAGUCCGUGUAGCCAUUUUGUUAGCUAUUUAGCAAUCUUAAGGCUUGGGGAGAGUGCUGUUCAGGAGCCUGUUGGUGUCAGACUUGUUGCUCCGGUACCGCUUGCUGUGCGGAAGCAGAGAGAAUAGUCUAUGGCUUGGGUGGCUGUAGUCUUUAACAAUUUUCCGGCCUUUCCUUUCACACCGCCUGGUACAGAGCUCCUAGAUGGCAGGGAGCUCAGCCCCAGUGAUGUACUGGGCUACAGUGCCUUGCAAAUGUAUUCAUCCCUCUUGGCGUUUUUCCUAUUAUGUUGUAAUUUAAAUAGUUUUUUAUUUGGAUUUCAUGGAAUGGACAUACACAAAAUAGUCCAAAUUGGUGAAGUGAAAUGAAAAAAAUAACUUGUUUCAAAUAAUUCUAAAAAAUAAUUAACGGAAAAGUGGUGCGUGCAUAUGUAUUCACCCCCUUUGCUAUGAAGACCCUAAAUAAGAUCUGGUGCAACCAAUUACCUUCAGAAGUCACAUAAUUAGUUCAAUAAAGUCCACCUGUGCGCAAUCUGUGUCACAUGAUCUGUCACAUGAUCUCAGUGUAUAUAUACACCUGUUCUGAAAGGCCCCAGAGACUGCAACACCUCUAAGCAAGGGGCACCACCAAGCAAGCGGCACCAUGAAGACCAAGGAGCUCUCCAAACAGGUCAGGGACAAAGUUGUGGAGAAGUACAGAUCAGGGAUGGGUUAUAAAAAAAUAUCAGAAACUUUGAACAUCCCACGGAGCACAAUUACAUCCAUUAUUCAAAAAUUGAAAGAAUAUGGCACCGCAACAAACCUGCCAAGAGAGGGCCGCCCACGAAAACUAAUGGACCAGGCAAGGAGGGUAUUAAUCAGAGAGGCAACAAAGAGAUCAAAGAUAACCCUGAAGCUGCAAAACCCACAGCGGAGAUUGGAGUAUCUGUCCAUAGGACCACUUUAAGCCGUACACGCCACAAAGCUGGGCUUUACGGAAGAGUGGCCAGAAAAAGCCAUUGCUUAAAGAAAAAAAUAAGCAAACACGUUUGGUGUUCGCCGAAAGGCAUGUGGGAGACUCCCCAAACAUAUGGAAGAAGGUACUCUGGUCAAAUGAGACUAAAAUUGAGCUUUUUGGCCAUCAAGGAAAACGCUAUGUUUGGCGCAAACCCAACACCUCUCAUCACCCCGAGAACACAAUCCCUACAGUGAAGCAUGGUGGUGGCAGCAUCAUGCUGUGCGGAUGUUUUUCCAUCGGCAGGGACUGGUAAACUGGUCAGAAUUGAAGGAAUGAUGGAUGGCGCUAAAUACAGGGAAAUUCUUGAGGGAAACCUGUUUCAGUCUUCCAGAGAUUUGAGACUGGGACGGAGGUUCACCUUCCAGCAGGACAAUGACCCUAAGCAUACUGCUAAAGCAACACUCGAGUGGUUUAAGGGGAAACAUUUAAAUGUCUUGGAAUGGCCUAGUCAAAGCCCAGACCUCAAUCCAGUUGAGAAUCUGUGGUAUGACUUAAAGAUUGCUGUACACCAGCAGAACCCAUCCAACUUGAAUGAGCUGGAGCAGUUUUGCCUUGAAGAAUGGGCAAAAAUCCCAGUGGCUAGAUGUGCCAAGCUUAUAGAGACAUACCCCAAGAGACUUGCAGCUGUAAUUGCUGCGAAAGGUGGCUCUACAAAGUAUUGACUUUGGGGGGGUGAAUAGUUAUGCAGGCUCAAGUUUUCUGUUUUUUUGUCUUCUUUCUUGUCUGUUUCACAAGAAAAAAUAUUUAGCAUCUUCAAAGUGGUAGGUAUGUUGUGUAAAUCAAAAGAUACAACCCCCCCAAAAAAUCAAUUUUAAUUCCAGGUUGUAGGGCAACAAAAUAGGAAAAAUGCCAAGGGGGGUGAAUACUUUCGCAAGCCACUGUAUCUGCUGUAUAACUUUUUGAGGAUUUGAGGGCCCAUGCCAAAUCUUUUCAACCUCUUGAGGGGUAAGAUGCGCUGUAUGUGGACAAUUUUUUAAGUCCUUAGUGCAGGGUUUCCCAAACUCGAUCCUCUGGAACCUAAGGGGUGUUUUGGUCUUUGCCCUAGCACUGCACAUCUGAUUCAAAUAAUCAACCCAUCAAGCUUUGAUCAUUUGAAUCAGCUGUGUAGUGGGGGGGGGGGGGGGAUCGAGUUGGGGUCCCGAGGAUCGAGUUUGGGAAACGCUGCAUUAGUGGUUUGGACACCGAGGAACUUGAAGCUCUCGACCCGCUCCACUACAGCCCUGUUGAUGUGAAUUGGGGCAUGCUCGCCCCUCCGUUUCCUGUGGUCCACGAUCAUCUCCUUUGUCCUGCUGACGUUGAGGGGGAGGUUGUUGUACUGGCACCACACUUUCUUUUCUUUUUUUUUUACCCUUAUAUUACCAGGUAAGUUGACUGAGAACACAUUCUCAUUUUACAGCGAUGACCCGGGGUAUAGUUAAAGGGGAGAGGAGGGAGGACGAAUGAGCCAAUUGGAAGCUGGGGAUGAUUAGGUGGCCAUGAUGGUAUGAGGGCCAGAUUGGGAAUUUAGCCAGGACACGGGUUAACACCCCCACUCUUACCAUAGGUACACACUGUCCUUCCUGUAGGCUGUCUCAUCGUAGCCGGUGAUUACAGAUGUGAGGGCUACAGGGUGGUAGUCAUGGUGGCAAAGCCUUAGAGUUCUUGGGGACAGUAAUGAUGGUGGUCAUCUUAAAACGUGGGGAUUACAAACUGGGACAAGGAGAGGUUGAAAAUGACUGUGAAUAUGCCUGCCAGCUGUACUGCGCAUGCACUGAGAACGCGCCCUGGAAUACCGUCCGGCCCUGUGGACUUAUGAGUGUUGACCUGAUUUUAAAACCUCUGUAGCUCAGCUGGUAGAGCACGGCACUUGUAACGCCAGGGUAGUGGGUUCGAUCCCCGGGACCACCCAUACACAAAAAUGAAUGCACGCAUGACUGUAAGUCGCUUUCGAUAAAAGCAUCUGCUAAAUGGCUUAUUAUUAUUAUUAUUAUUAUUAUCGGCCUCGGAGAGCGAGAUAUAAUAAUAAUAAUAAUAAUAAUAAUAAUAAUAAUAAUAAUAAUAAUAUGCCAUUUAGCAGAUGCUUUUAUCGAAAGCGACUUACAGUCAUGCGUGCAUUCAUUUUUGUGUAUGGGUGGUCCCGGGGAUCGAACCCACUACCCUGGCGUUACAAGCGCCAUGCUCUACCAAUUGAGCUACAGAGGACCACGAGAUCACCCAGUCCCCUGGGUCAGCGGGGGCCCUCGUGCACGGCUCUGUGUUAUUUUUGUCGAGGCAUGCAUAAAAUGCAUUGAGUUCGUCUGGUAGAGAGGCAUCGUUGGGCAGAUCACGGCCGGUUCUUCCUUUGUAAUCCGUAAUGGACUGUAGCCCCUGCCACAAGCGGCGGGCGUCGGAGUCUGUGUAAUAGGAUUCCACCUUGUUCCUAUUUUGUCCUUUUGCUUGUUUGAUGGCUCUGCGGAGGUCGUAUCGUGACUUAUUGGACUUGUUUGUGUCCUCAGCUGUAGCCUCUGGGUUGUCUGCGGUAGCCCUGUGUGCGUUAGCCCUGUGUGCGGUAGCCCUGUGUGCGGUAGCCCUGUGUGCGGUAGCCCUGUCUGCGAUAGCCCUGUGUGCGGUAGCCCUGUGUGCGGUAGCCCUGUGUGCGGUAGCCCUGUCUGCGAUAGCCCUGUGUGCGGUAGCCCUGUGUGCGGUAGCCCUGUGUGCGGUAGCCCUGUGUGCGGUAGCCCUGUGUGCGGUAGCCCUGUCUGCGAUAGCCCUGUGUGCGGUAGCCCUGUGUGCGGUAGCCCUGUGGCCCUGUGUGCGGUAGCCCUGUGUGCGGUAGCCCUGUCUGCGGUAGCCCUGUGUGCGGUAGCCCUGUGUGCGGUAGCCCUGUGUGCGGUAGCCCUGUCCUUUAGCUUUGUGCCAACCUCUGUGUUAAUCCAGGGCUUUUUAUUGGGGAAGCAGCGAACCUUACCUGUGGGGACAACAUUGCCGAUGCUUUUCCUAAUGAAGCAGGUGACAGAGGUGGUUAGCUCGUCGAUGCUAUUGGCGUAGUCCCGGAACAUAUUCCAAUCAGCACUAGCAAAGCAGCCUUGUAGCAUAGCCUCCAAUUUGGAGGACCAUUUCUCGGCAGGUAGCUUAGUGGUUAAGAGCGUUGUGCCAGUAACCGAAAGGUCGCUGGUUCUAAUCCCCGAGCCGAAUAGGUGAAAAAGUAUGUCGAUGUGCCUUUGAGCAAUGCACUUAACCCUAAUUGCUCCUGUAACUCGCUCUGGAUAAGAGCGUCUGCUAAAUGACUAAAAUGUAAAUGUAAGAGUGCAUCACGGGUAACAGUGGUCUUUAACGCCCCUAGUGGCGAAUGAUGGAAGUACAGUAUGUUAGAGGGCUGCGGGUCCUGACAGAGGUUAUUGGGGCUUGGUCUGCAUUUUUCAUGCUGCGGUUGGGAGCGGGCAGUCAGACCGACAUCUUUGGGAUUAAAAUAUUAUUCUUGUCCCACUGAUUAUUUGGAAAUGUUUGUCUUUCUGCUUUGUACAGUGGGGAGAACAAGUAUUUGAUACACUGCCGAUUUUGCAGGUUUUCCUACUUACAAAGCAUGUAGAGGUCUGUAAUUUUUAUCAUAGGUGCACUUCAACUGUGAGAGACGGAAUCUUAAAACAAAAAUCCAGGAAAUCACAUUGUAUGAUUUUUAAGUAAUUAAUUUGCAUUUUAUUGCAUGACAUAAGUAUUUGAUCACCUACCAACCAGUAAGAAUUCCGGCUCUCACAGACCUGUUAGUUUUUCUUUAAGAAGCCCUCCUGUUCUCCACUCAUUACCUGUAUUAACUGCACCUGUUUGAACUCGUUACCUGUAUAAAAGACACCUGUCCACACACUCAAUCAAACAGACUCCAACCUCUCCACAAUGGCCAAGACCAGAGAGCUGUGUAAGGACAUCAGGGAUAAAAUUGUAGACCUGCACAAGGCUGGGAUGGGCUACAGGACAAUAGGCAAGCAGCUUGGUGAGAAGGCAACAACUGUUGGCGCAAUUAUUAGAAAAUGGAAGAAGUUCAAGAUGACGGUCAAUCACCCUCGGUCUGGGGCUCCAUGCAAGAUCUCACCCUGUGGGGCAUCAAUGAUCAUGAGGAAGGUGAGGGAUCAGCCCAGAACUACACGGCAGGACCUGGUCAAUGACCUGAAGAGAGCUGGGACCACAGUCUCAAAGAAUACCAUUAGUAACACACUACGCCGUCAUGGAUUAAAAUCCUGCAGCGCACGGAAGGUCCCCCUGCUCAAGCCAGCGCAUGUCCAGUCCCGUCUGAAGUUUGCCAAUGACCAUCUGGAUGAUCCAGAGGAGGAAUGGGAGAAGGUCAUGUGGUCUGAUGAGACAUAAAUAGAGCUUUUUGGUCUAAACUCCACUCGCCGUGUUUGGAGGAAGAAGAAGGAGUACAACCCCAAGAACACCAUCCCAACCGUGAAGUAUGGAGGUGGAAACAUCAUUCUUUGGGGAUGCUUUUCUGCAAAGGGGACAGGACGACUGCACCGUAUUGAGGGGAGGAUGGAUGGGGCCAUGUAUCGCGAGAUCUUGGCCAACAACCUCCUUCCCUCAGUAAGAGCAUUGAAGAUGGGUCGUGGCUGGGUCUUCCAGCAUGACAACGACCCGAAACACACAGCCAGGGCAACUAAGGAGUGGCUCCGUAAGAAGCAUCUCAAGGUCCUGGAGUGGCCUAGCCAGUCUCCAGACCUGAACCCAAUAGAAAAUCUUUGGAGGGAACUGAAAGUCCGUAUUUCCCAGCGACAGCCCCGAAACCUGAAGGAUCUGGAGAAGGUCUGUAUGCAGGAGUGGGCCAAAAUCCCUGCUGCAGUGUGUGCAAACCUGGUCAAGACCUACAGGAAACAUAUGAUCUCUGUAAUUGCAAACAAAGGUUUCUGUACCAAAUAUUAAGUUCUGCUUUUCUGAUGUAUCAAAUACUUAUGUCAUGCAAUAAAAUGCUAAUUAAUUACUUAAAAAUCAUACAAUGUGAUUUUCUGGAUUUUUGUUUUAGAUUCCGUCUCUCACAAGUGAAGUGUACCUAUGAUAAAAAUUACAGACCUCUACAUGCUUUGUAAGUAGGGAAACCUGCAAAAUCGGCAGUGUAUCAAAUACUUGUUCUCCCCACUGUAUGUGUUAGCCUACCUAUUGUAUUACAAGCACAUAUUUGUCGCAUUAUUCACACACACUCAGAAUUCGCUGUUUCAAGUUUAGUAGCCUACCUCUCCUCUCCUAGUUGGGCGUGCAAGAUCAAGUGCGCCUGGUAUAAGUGUGGUCUCAAUGAAAUAGAGUAGGCUACCUAUGCAUGGGUGUGGAAUCACUGGGCAGUUAUCUUUCCAAGGAAAUUAAAUAAAAUAUGAUUAUACUAUACACUCACCGGACUGUUUAUUAGGUACACCCAUCUAGUACCGGGUUGAACCCCCCUUUGCCUCCAGAACAGCCUGAAUUGUUCGGGGCAUGAAUUCUACAAGUCGGAAACGGGACACAGGGAUGUUGGUCCAUGCUGACACGAUGGCAUCGCGCAGUUGCUGCUGUUGGACGGCGGUACCCCACCGCCACCAGCCUGUACCGUUGACACCUGGCAGGAAGGGUCCAUGGACGAUGCUGCUUACACCAAAUCCUGACUCUGCCAUCAGGGGAUGACGCAACUGGAAACUGGGAUUCGUCAGACCAGGCGAUGUUUUUCCACUCCUCAAUUGUCCAGUGUUGGUGAUGGCGUGCCCACUGGAGGUGCUGCUUGUUUUUAGCUGGUAUGAGUGAAACCCGGUGUGGUCAUCUGCUGCAAUAGCCAAGCCGUGACAAGGAUGGACGAGUUGUGCGUUCUGAGAGGCCUUUCUGCACACCUCUGUUGUACUGCGCCAUUAUUUGUCUGUUUCUGGACCACCUGUUAGCUUGCACCAUUCUUAUCGACAAGCUGUUUUCGCCCACAGGACUGCCGCUGACUGGAUGUUUUUUGUUUGUCGCACCAUUCUCUAGAAACCCUAGACACUGUCGUGCGUGAAAAGCCCAGGAGGGCGGCUGUUUCUGAGAUACUGGAUCCGGCGCGCCUGACACUGACAAUCAUACCACGCUCAAAGUGACUUAGGUCACUCGGUUUGCCCAUUCUAAUGUUCAAUCGAACAUUAACUGAAUGCCUCGAUACCCAUCUGCCUGCUUUACAUAGCAGGCCACGGCCACAUGACUCACUGUCUGUAGGAGCGAUCCAUAAGAAACUGCCUAUAGUUGACCCACUCCUAAAAGGUAGUCUACAAAACAUAGCUCAAGAGAAAGGGCAAGUCUCUCCAACUCUGCUCUCUUCAAACUGCGUCUAGCCUAUUGGCUGAUAUAGCCCAGUAAUAGAGAUAGCAGUGUUGUGUUCGAGACCACCUCAAGACCAAGACCGGAGGGGGACCAUGGCUGGCAAAUGCGCUGAGUCACAUACAUUGUGAAUAACAUUGCGGGACUGCGGUUGGGUUUGGGAGCAGUUCUUGCGGUAGCAGGUGGUAGUCGGACAGGAAGCCAGCGGGUGUGGGAGUGGGUGCGGUAUUAAUUAAUCAGUCCCGCGCAGUCCUCUACAUUACAUGUAUUAAAUGACAAGCAGGAAACCUCCGGGCUGUAUGGUUUCCUGCUUGUUUAUAGCCUCGUACAGUUCAUUAAGUGCCAGCGUGUUGUUUUUCUUGUCCUGAGGUGGAAUGUUUACAACAGUCACGAUAACAGGGUCGAGAGUUCAGCACACUAUUUGUUGUUGAUGAAGAGGCAUAUCCCUCCCCCUCUUAACUUCCCUGAAUCCAAUGUCCUGUCUGCUCAGUGAAUGGAAAAUACUUCGAGUUGGGUAGCCACGGGGGGUAUCUUGUCCGAAAACCAUGUUUCAGAAAAGCAGAGAAUAUUGCAGUUACGAGAGUCCCGUUAGUAGCAAAUCCGUGAUCGGAGGUGAUCCAUCUUAUCAAGAGUCUACAUUGGCCAAUAGAAUGGAGGGAAGAAGUGGCCGGUUUUCACUUUGCCGUAAUCUUGCCAGGGCUCCCCUCUCCUGCCUCUUUUUCGCCGGCAUUUCCUCUUGGAUAGCUGGAAAAAUUGGGUCAGAAUUACACAAAUAGCCCAGGGCAGAUGAGUCGAAAUUAAAGCUGGAAUUUGGUUGGUUAGUAACUGCCGAUCUGAUGUUCAAAAGUUAUUGUCGGUCAUUUUCUGCAAAAAAAUAAGGAUAAACGCUAAAAGAAUCAUUAAAUAGAAAAGUUGUGUUGGAGCUCGCAAGAUGGCAGCCAUACAGUAUGGCACCAUGUUAUAUUUUUGUGUGUGUGUGUUUGCAUCUGAGUUGGGUUCAGAAUAAACCUGGUCGGCCUGCUCAUCAAUAUUCAUGAGGGAUCUGACACGCAGACGUCAAAAACAUGAGCAUUGUUAAAACCAUCUCUCUCCUUUUCCCCCUCUUUAGCUACCAUGGAAGUCUCUGACCAGUAUAAUAGAGUAUUAUUACAUGUGGAAGACAACAGACAGAUACGUACAGCAGGUGAGUCUCCAUAUCUCUACACCACUCCUGCUAGCUAGCUAGCCAGCUAGCCUAGCUGUUAGCGACAUCGCAGCAUCCAGUGCCAAGCUGUCCUCUGGUCUUAUUGGCUAGCAGUCUAACCGUCCUCUCUGUGUUUCUCUCUGAGCAGAAGAGACUGAAGGCAGCAGAAGCAGAAAGUAAACUGAAGCAGGUUUACAUCCCCACAUAGUAAGUGUGUGUGUGUGUGUGUGUGUGUGUGUGUGUGUGUGUGUGUGUGUGUGUGUGUGUGUGUGUGUGUGUUUGAUUGAGUGUCUGUUUGAAGUGUUUGUGUGUGAGUGUUGGUGCACAAUCACGUCCAUAUACAGUGUGUGUCUUCACCCGUUAGAGGAUUCAUAUUGAAGAUUUGUUGUGUAUCUACCUCCCUCUCGUAUUGCAGCAACAAGCCCAACCCUAACCAGAUCUCAGUGACCAAUGGGAAGAUGGCGACGGUGAAUGGGGCAGGGCCUGGAGCCUACCAGGCAGCGGGGGGAGGACGAGCCUGCGAGAGCUGCUACUGUAAGUACAUCCAGCCAUCCUUCUCUCCAUCCCCUCAUCAGAGACUGGUGAACAGUGUUUAAGAGGAUGACUUAUCGAUCGACUGUUAGAUAUUGAUCGUGUGUAUUGAUUAUGCGUUGAUGAGGUGUGUGAGUCCUAACAUGUAUGUGUACAGCGAUGCAGUCAGCCCAGUGGUACUCGUGGGGGCCGCCCAACAUGCAGUGUCGCCUGUGUGUGUCGUGCUGGAUGUACUGGAAGAAGUACGGUGGCCUUAAGAUGCCAAGCAGAGCGGAGGGGCCCGAGGAGAAGACCCCACCCAGCCCUGUGCCCAACGUAAGACCUCACCUUUAACUACCACACAUCUCCCCUUUAACCCUGUACCCCAUGGGCUUAUUCUGCAUAUUCAAUGUUACUGAACAUUCUGAUAUAAAUAUGUAAUGUAGUACAGUUGUUUUUCUCCGUCAUGGAGAACAGGUACUCAUGUCAGCCCUCUCUAGGAGCCUCGGUCGCGCGGCCACGGCCCCCGCCAGUCCAGUCACAUGGUGCCGGUGCGUAACAGCGGCAGCCCCAAGUCCUCCACGAAGACAAAGCAGGCCUUCCUGCUGCAUGCCACCCACCUCACCAAGCUGGCACUCCACAUGUGCCGCGACAUCGUCAGACUGCGACGCGUUGCGCGGCGCCCUUUGUGCCAUUAACUGGGCUGCCUUAGGGCUGAGUGUGAGAGCUCCUUCAUUCCUAACUUCUUCCUCCUCACACACACACACACAUUGACACACACACACACACACACAUACCACAACCACCGCCCCCUCCUUCACCUUGACCCCCCCCCCCCUUCACCCCAUCCCUCACCUCCGCUCCUUCUCCUUCCUUCCUCCUCUGUCUGUUUCUCUCUCUUUUUGUUAUAUUGUAUUAUUAUUAAUUAUUAUUAUUUUGGUUUUGUAUUUCUCCCCUGUUUCCAAUAAGACUCGGUCCUCAUACUUUUGAGUUUCAUCAUCGUUUCUGUUGUUUUGUUUUUAUGUGUCUCUCUCAACUGAACACUAUUAUAGCCGUUUGAAAUCCAUACAACACCCACACUCUUUAUUUUCAUAUCGACAGACACCACACCACACACAUAUCCCAUCCCCCCUUCAAAGAGACGGGGAAACAGUGUUUAAGAGGAUGAUUUUCGUCGACUGUUAGAUUUUGAUCGUGUUUUUUGAUUUGCGUUAUGGGGUGUGUGACCCCAAAACAUGUAUGUGUACAGCAUGCAGUCCCCAGGGUACUGUGGGGGGCCGCCCAACUGCAGGUCCCCUGGUGUGGUGUGGAGUAUGGAAGAAGGGGUUUUUUGGGCCUUAAAAUCCAAAGCAAGCGGGGGGGCCCGAGGAGAAGACCCCACCCACCCCGGGCCCAAGUAAGCCUCACCUUUUAAAACUACCACACUUUCCCCUUUCCCGGGCCCCCAGGGGCUUUUUCUGCAUAUUCAAUUUUCUGAAAUUUGCUAUAAGGGGGAAAAAAAAAAGAUUUAGUCAGCCCCCAAAUUGUGCAAUUCCCCCACUUAAAAAGAUGAGAAGGGCCUGUUUUUCUUUCAUAGGAAAAACCUCAAUAUGACAGACAAAAGGGAAAAAAAAAAAUCCCAAAAAUCCAUUGUGGGUUUUUUAAAAUAAAUUUAUUUGAAAAUUUGGGGGAAAUAAUUUUUGGGUCAAAAACAAAAUUUUUCAAUACUUUUUUUAAAACCCCUUUUUGGAAAUGAAACGGGGUCAACUUUUCUGUAAGUCUUCACAAGGUUUUCACACACUGUUGCUGGUAUUUUGGCCCAUUCCUCCAUGCAGAUCUCCUCUAGAGCAGUGAUGUUUUGGGGCUGUCGCUGGGCAACACGGACUUUCAACUCCCUCCAAAGAUUUUCUAUGGGGUUUGAGAUCUGGAGACUGGCUAGGCCACUCCAGGACCUUGAAAUGCUUCUUACGAAGCCACUCCUUCGUUGCCCGGGCGGUGUGUUUGGGAUCAUUGUCAUGCUGAAGGACCCAGCCACGUUUCAUCUUCAAUGCCCUUGCUGAUGGAAGGAGGUUUUCACUCAAAAUCUCACAAUACAUGGCCCCAUUCAUUCUUUCCUUUACACGGAUCAGUCGUCCUGGUCCCUUUGCAGAAAAACAGCCCCAAAGCAUGAUGUUUCCACCCACAUGCUUCACAGUAGGUAUGGUGUUCUUUGGAUGCAACUCAGCAUUCUUUGUCCUCCAAACACGACGAGUUGAGUUUUUACCAAAAAGUUAUAUUUUGGUUUCAUCUGACCAUAUGACAUUCUCCCAAUCCUCUUCUGGAUCAUCCAAAUGCACUCUAGCAAACUUCAGACGGGCCUGGACAUGUACUGGCUUAAGCAGGGGGACACGUCUGCCACUGCAGGAUUUGAGUCCCUUGCGGCGUAGUGUGUUACUGAUGGUAGGCUUUGUUACUUUGGUCCCAGCUCUCUGCAGGUCAUUCACUAGGUCCCCCCCGUGUGGUUCUGGGAUUUUCUUGUGAUCAUUUUGACCCCACGGGGUGAGAUCUUGCGUGGAGCCCCAGAUCGAGGGAGAUUAUCAGUUGUCUUGUAUGUCUUCCAUUUCCUAAUAAUUGCUCCCACAGUUGAUUUCUUCAAACCAAGCUGCUUACCUAUUGCAGAUUCAGUCUUCCCAGCCUGGUGCAGGUCUACAAUUUUGUUUCUGGUGUCCUUUGACAGCUCUUUGGUCUUGGCCAUAGUGGAGUUUGGACUGUGACUGUUUGAGGUUGUGGACAGGUGUCUUUUAUACUGAUAACAAGUUCAAACAGGUGCCAUUAAUACAGGUAACGAGUGGAGGACAGAGGAGCCUCUUAAAGAAGAAGUUACAGGUCUGUGAGAGCCAGAAAUCUUGCUUGUUUGUAGGUGACCAAAUACUUAUUUUCCACCAUCAUUUGCAAAUAAAUGCAUUAAAAAUCCUACAAUGUGAUUUUUCUGGAUUUUUUUUUCUCAAUUUGUCUGUCAUAGUUGACGUGUACCUAUGAUGAAAAUUACAGGCCUCUCUUAUCUUUUUAAGUGGGAGAACUUGCACAAUUGGUGGCUGACUAAAUACUUUUUUUCCCCACUGUAAAUAUGUAAUGUAGUACAGUUGUUUUUCUCCGUCAUGGAGAACAGGUACUCAUGUCAGCCCUCUCUAGGAGCCUCGGUCGCGCGGCCACGGCCCCCGCCAGUCCAGUCACAUGGUGCCGGUGCGUAACAGCGGCAGCCCCAAGUCCUCCACGAAGACCAAGCAGGCCUUCCUGCUGCAUGCCACCCACCUCACCAAGCUGGCACGUCACAUGUGCCGUGACAUCGUCAGACUGCGACGCGUUGCGCGGCGCCCCUUUGUGCUCAUUAACUGGGCUGCCUUAAGGGCUGAGUGUGAGAGCUCCUUCAAUUCCUAACUUCUGCCUCCUCACACACACACACACACAUUGACACACACACACACACAUACACACAACCACCCCCCCCCCCUUCACCCCAUCCCCUCACCUCGCUCCUUCUCCUUCCUUCCUCCCUCUGUCUGUUUCUCUCUCUGUUUUUGUUAUAUUGUAUUAUUAUUAUAUUAUUAUUAUUUUGGUUUUGUAUUUUCUCCCCUGUUUCCAAUAAAGACUGCCGGUCCUCAUGACUUUUGAGUUUCAUCAUCUGUUCAUCUGUUUGUUUUGUUUUUAUGUGUCUCUCUCAACUGAACAGCUAUUAUAGCUGUUUGAAAUCCAUACAAGCACACACUCUUCUCAAACAUUUCUUAGAACGGGUCAUUUUGUACACAUGCAUGCCACAGACACACACACACAUGCUAUACAUGCCCACCCAUACACAAACACACAACUUCCUAUUCUCCAGGCCGCAGAAUGUGAGCGUAUAUUUGCUAAGGUUAGUUAGAAGUGGAGGAGACAUAUUUUACUAAGAGAAGCUCUAUUUUGCAUAGCGCAGUGCGUGUUACAUUAAUGAGCCUUCAUAUGCUUUUUCUGCAAGGAAUUGUGUGUAUGAGAUAUGAGUGAUUGGUGUGAUUGAUUGAGAGAAGUUUCAUUAGAGCUCAUGUGAUGACAUGGAGGGAGAUAGAGGAGAGGGUGGCAAAAAGGGUGAGUUCAGGCAGUAGUGGCUUCUAUGAAGAUGACGAUGGUGGUAAUCGGCCUUCCAUUCUCAGCUUUUCUUUCUGAGUUUGAAGCUCGUUUUUUUUCUUCCUGUUUCUAUGUUGUCAAGCCAACCCCAACACGUGCUCCCAUUCUGUCCUGUAAGCCACUCUCACAUGCCCAUAUCAGGAUGUUCCUCUGUUCCAGUCAUAUCUUCUAUUUAUCUCUAUUUCUCCUACCUCGAAUUACUCUCUAUUUUUCUUUCUCUUUCUCUCUUCCACUCCCGCUCUUUCUCUCUCUCUCUUCCUCUCUCUCCAUCCCUCUCAUCUCUCCUCUCCGUCUCUUCCUCUCUCCAUCCCUCUCAUCUCUCUUUCUCUCUCUCUCUGUCCCUCUCUCAUCCCAUCCCCUCUCAUCUCUUCUCUCCCUCUCUCUCAUCGCUUCUCUUACCUCUCUCUCAUUCCCGUACUCCUGCCUCUCUCGUCUCUCGCGUCGUCCUUCCUCCCCCCUUCCCUCCACUCUCCUCUCUCUUUCUCUCUCUCCAUCCCUCUCAUCUCUCUCUCUCUCCUUCUCUUCCUCUCUCUCCAUCUCUCUCUCUCUCCGUCUCUUCCUCUCUCCAUCCCUCUCUCUGUGAAUGUGACAGUGGGAACUGUAAUAAAGUCACAGCUGAAACCAUUCUCUGAGUCCUUGUGCUUCAUUUGUCUGUGUACCUGUCAUCACUCCACCACACUCACCAAUUGGUCAGAGGACCAGACAAGGCCUGCCCCUAUUGGAGCAUGGACUCCACCCAUCUCUGCCUGCUUCCAUCACACCCCAGUCACACCCUCACUGUGUGUGUGUGCGUGUGUGCGUGUGCAUGCAUGUUAUGUGUGUGUUAUAAGGGCUGUGCUUUAUAUAUUUAGUGUGUGUGAGCUCUGCUGCUACAUCUUCCCAUAACCACCUCAUACAGUAAGUAAUCUAACACAGUGUUUCACUCUCAAACUGCUUUCAACUCAUACUGCAGCUUGUUACAGUUUAAUUAGUAGAUUACACAGCUAUUAGUUGGUAACGGUUAGUUUCGGAGCUUUCAGAUAAAUUCUGUUAUCAACAAUUCAAGAAAACUACACAGCAUGCCGCCAAUGUUAAUACCUUUUCUCUGUUUGAAACAUUCUCAGUAUUCUUGACUGAAUGACAUAGUACAGCUGCUUUUGUCUGGCGCUGUUUGGUGAUUGGUCAGUAGUAGAGCUGCUGUGUGGUGAUUGGUCUAGAUAUGUUGCGGCUGUCGGAGGGGCAAGUCGGGCGACCGCCCAGAAUCCGGACCACCCAGAGGAGUACCCUGACCAGCAUCCUACAGUUCCUGGGUAACACACACACACACACACACACACACACACACACACACACACAACGCCUAAACAAUGGAGACAAUUGUAUGAGUAGUCCACAAGGAAUGACAUUCUCCUAUGACAACAAAACAAGAAAAAUUUAGUAAUAUGGGUGGUCAAAUGUGUGGUGUAAUGUGUUCCAGAGUCCCGGCCCGCGAUACACACCCCCCGUUCUCACCGAACCCUUGGCCUUCAAGCCCCUCCCCCUCGCCGCCUCCUCUCUUCUCUCCCUCACGGUCCCCAUGGCCUUCUGGGUAAACGCAGCUUCCACCACCACACCAGAGCCGAGCCGGAGAAACGCCCAGGUACACACAUACACUUGCACACACACCUACAAUCACACACACUCCAACUAAUCUCUAUCAUGUUGUCUCCUUGUCCUUCUGUAGAAAACCCAGGCCAGACAACGGUACCAGUGGUGAGUAACAGUUUCUCUUUUACUAAACACAGGACUUUAAAUAGGUGGUGUUCCUGCUUGACUACAUUGCAGAUGCAUGAUAGGUCUCAAAUCGGCUGGAUAGGUGUUUAACAUAUCAGCUAAUCACAUCAUAUGAUAUACCAAUCUGCCCGAUUGCUGCUCCAGUCGAUGACGUGGCACACAACCAUUGGCUGAUGAUGCAAUACAACGUCUGCAAUGUAGUCGGGCAGCAACUCUACCAUAGACUUCAAACACAGACAUUUAAGGUUGACUCCACAAUAUUACAUCAUUAAGCAUGGCAGUUGUUUUUUUAUUGGAGGAUUAUGAGGUGCUUGUAUUUGACUGUCUCGUUCUGGAGUAAUUGUUUGUGAUUGGCUCUUCCCAGCAGAACGGCCGUAGCAGUGGAGGCGGGGGGACCAGGGGCAGUGCUAGGGGCGGAGUCAUGAUUAGGAAGAGACGCCCAAACUUGAUUGAUGCCCCCGAUGAUAGCUUCUUCUUUGUCUCCCGGGAGACCAGGUAGGGGUGGCCUUUGAUCGGCAGCUGGCCUGAUGAUGCGUGAGACCGUCUUGUGUGUGAUUGGAGAGUGACGGCUUAUUAUGCCGGGGACUGACAGCUGAUUGGGCUGAAGCAGCUGUGUCCUAACAAGCUUCGACAACCAUGACUCACCAAGCACAGAAAUAGAAUACCAGAGAUCAGGGCGUAGAAAUGUAAUUAAUAAACAGGUCACUGCUGUGGGUUGAGAUCCAUCAAGAGUUGAGUGAGCAAACUGGGCCUAAUUGGUCUUUAGAUAUAGUUUUGCUAUUCAACAACUUGCUAGGGUAAGGGUUAGUGGAUCGUUAGUUGAAGAUAUUUUAUAGGGGACUAACAAGGAGACAACUGUAGGGUUGUAAACAGGGCUGAGACUGAGGCCACUGCCAAGCUGACGAAUGGGACUCCAGAGGUAACCAAAUAUUCUAAUCUCAUACAAAACACAUCACACUCACAUGAUUUAAUGCCUCUUAAUGUGCGCACACCUUGGCCUGUAUUCAAAAAGUGUCUCCGAGUAGAAGUGCUGAUCCACGAUCAGUUACAUAAAAUCCUGUAUUAGCACUCCUACUCUGAGACUCUUUGGGAAUACAGGUCCUGACCCCUGACCUCUUGUGCCCUGUUGCAUCGUGGGUCGGCGUGUGUUUCCCUUCUUGUCAGUGACUGGCUGCUUGUCUCAUUUCAGUGCUGCAGCCGUUACACAACUGCUCACGGUAAGCCCCCCACCCCGCACACACACACAUGCACACUCACACGCACAUACAAGCACACACACACACACACGUGACCUGGGUUACCUGUGGAGUCUGUUUCUCACUUGUGCAGCGUACAGUCCAGUCAACUUGAUAAUGCACUCACACACACACUAACAUACACACACACACACACACACACACACCUACACACACACACACUAACAUACACACACUCAGUGUCCAUGAACCAUUGCCACCCGCAUCACCCCCCUUCUUCACUGGAUGAAGGGUUAUUUUAGACUAACUGAGAUUGAGCAGGUUUCAGCGGAAAUAUCAUUACUGCAUUACUGGAGCAUCCAUUUACAUCAUCCCACUGUGUGUGUGUGUGUGUGUGUGUGUGUUAGGAGACUUCAUCUUCCCAGAAUCACAGGAAUGGAAUAUGCUAAUGAGUCUCAUAUGUUUGGCUGACUGACACUAACGACAGAUGAUGGAGAUGCUCUAUUCUUUAUUAGAACCAAUCAGAGCUCAGGUCAGGCUGGGGGUGUGUGUGAGCAUAGACGCGGGAAGUAGGGGUGCUGAGGACCCCCUGAAAAAUCAGAAUAUCUCCCCCCUUGAAAACACAAUAAAUAAAUACAUCUACAAAUAUUAAAACGCAGCACCCCCACCCCCAACCUACUUCCUACGGCUAUGUGUGUGUGUUUCUAAGCAGAAAGAGAUUAGUCUCCAUUAAUAAUGUUCAGACAUACACGCCUGCACAGGUAGAAGAGUAGGUUGGGAUAGCCGGAAAUGGACUGGUAGGAAAUCCGUCCAGAGCCUUAUGCGUUACAGUGAGGGAAAAAAGUAUUUGAUCCCCUGCUGAUUUUGUACGUUUGCCCACUGACAAAGAAAUUAUCAGUCUAUAAUUUUAAUGGUAGGUUUAUUUGAACAGUGAGAGACAGAAUAACAACAAAAAAAUCCAGAAAAACGCAUGUCAAAAAUGUUAUAAAUUGAUUUGCAUUUUAAUGAGGGAAAUUAGUAUUUGACCCCUCUGCAAAACAUGACUUAGUACUUGGUGGAAAAACCCUUGUUGGCAAUCACAGAGGUCAGACGUUUCUUGUAGUUGGCCACCAGGAUUGCACACAUCUCAGGAGGGAUUUUGUCCCAAUCCUCUUUGCAGAUCUUCUCCAAGUCAUUAAGGUUUUGAGGCUGACGUUUGGCAACUCGAACCUUCAGCUCCCUCCACAGAUUUUCUAUGGGAUUAAGGUCUGGAGACUGGCUAGGCCACUCCAGGACCUUAAUGUGCUUCUUCUUGAGCCACUCCUUUGUUGCCUUGGCUGUGUGUUUUGGGUCAUUGUCAUGCUGGAAUACCCAUCCACGACCCAUUUUCAAUGCCCUGGCUGAGGGAAGGAGGUUCUCACCCAAGAUUUGACGGUACAUGGCCCCGUCCAUUGUCCCUUUGAUGCGGUGAAGUUGUCCUGUCCCCUUAGCAGAAAAACACCACCAAAGCAUAAUGUUUCCACCUCCAUGUUCGACGGUGGGGAUGGUGUUAUUGGGGUCAUAGGCAGCAUUCCUCCACCUCCAAACACGGCCGAGUUUAGUUAAUGCCAAAGAGCUCCAUUUUGGUCUCAUCUGACCACAACACUUUCACCCAGUUCUCCUCUGAAUCAUUCAGAUGUUCAUUGGCAAACUUCAGAUGGGCAUGUAUAUGUGCUUUCUUGAGCAGGGGGACCUUGCGGACGCUGCAGGAUUUCAGUCCUUCACGGCGUAGUGUGUUACCAAUUGUUUUCUUGGUGACUAUGGUCCCAGCUGCCUUGAGAUCAUUGACAAGAUCCUCCCGUGUAGUUCUGGGCUGAUUCCUCACCGUUCUCAUGAUCAUUGCAACUCCACGAGGUGAGUUAAUAAUUGCACCAACUGUUGUCACCUUCUCACCAAGCUGCUUGGCGAUGGUCUUGUAGCCCAUUCCAGCCUUGUGUAGGUCUACAAUCUUGUCCCUGACAUCCUUGGAGAGCUCUUUGGUCUUGGCCAUGGUGGAGAGUUUGGAAUCUGAUUGAUUGAUUGCUUCUGUGGACAGGUGUCUUUUAUACAGGUAACAAGCUGAGAUUAGGAGCACUCCCUUUAAGAGUGUGCUCCUAAUCUCAGCUCGUUACCUGUAUAAAAGACACCUGGGAGCCAGAAAUCUUUCUGAUUGAGAGGGGGUCAAAUACUUAUUUCCCUCAUUAAAAUGCAAAUCAAUUUAUAACAUUUUUGACAUGCGUUUUUCUGGAUUUUUAUGUUGUUAUUCUGUCUCUCACUGUUCAAAUAAACCUACCAUUAAAAUUAUAGACUGAUCAUUUCUUUGUCAGUGGGCAAACGUACAAAAUCAGCAGGGGAUCAAAUACUUUUUUCCCUCACUGUAGUACCCUGGCGUAAACAUCCCCACCUGAUGCAAAAUUGGUAGCUAGCUAGAUGGAGCUCGCGGAUAAUAUUUUCAAUGAGUGUAUUUCUCAAGUGAGUAGUUUGCAUGCGCCACGGCAGCUAACAUUAGUGUUACAAGCUUACAACCACGAAAUUAGCCUAGCUAUCUGCGUACGCAUUGUGUCCGCCUCUAUCAUGUUUCAGAGAGGAUUUUAAGGCCGCCAAUUUUUUUUCGCCCCUUUCGAAAUUACCAAGAAAAUCCCCCAUGUUCCCCAGACCUAGUGCUGUUGCCCUAGGUCUGGGAUUUCCGAGACUAUGAAAUAAUAUAUUAAACAAAAGGUACUAGAGACUGUGUGUGCCACACUCAUACAUUUUCCAUGACUCUGUGACUGGUCCUGCCUCACUAAAUGGAGUGAUCAAUAUUACGGAUUAUAUCACGCAGAGAAACUCUAUUAACAUCAUGACUCUUUAUAAUCAACACUCAGUCAUUCACAGGACAGCCCUGCCCUCAGGACCCAUCUCUCUCUCCAUCUCCCUCUCUCUUUUCUUGAUGCUUUAAAAUACAAUGGCCUAAACAACACAAGAUGCACGUACACACCACAUGAGGCUGCUGAGGGCAGGACGGCUCAUAAUAAUGGCUGGAACGGAGCACAUGGAAUGGCAUCAAACACAUGGAAACCAUGUGAUGUAUUUGAUACAAUUCCACUAAUUCCGCUCCAGCCAUUACCACGAGCCUGUCCUCCCCAAUGAAAGUGCCACCAACCUCCUGUGGUAUACACUCACACACAGUGUCUGUAUUAACCUGCCCUAAUUAAAUCCCAGCCUUGUACUGGAGGUAAUUGAUGUGUUUUUCUGUUCAGAGAAAUUAUAAACAACCCAGAGAGAGAGAGAGAGAGAGAGAGAGAGAGAGGAGAGAGAGAGAGAGAGAGAGAGAGAGAGAGAGAGAGAGAGAGAGAGAGAGAGAGAGAGAGAGAGAGAGAGAGAGAGAGAUGUUGCUGCAAUAGUAAUCGACUCCCUGGAACAACAGCCCUUUCCUAAAUUCUCUCUGUGUCUAUCCCAGUGUUCUAAUGUUCUGUUGAGUUCCCCUCUGAUGUUGUGUCCUGUCUCUCCAGGAGGGCAAGGCGGCUGCUGUCUCGGUCCCAGCUGAGACGCGCCUGUCGGCAGCCCUGUGAGCAGAUCACCCUGCGCAGGGCCUCCCAGGCACCACUGCAGGGGCCGCUCCUCACCCCUCCACACCCCCACCCCAGCCUCCGGAUGAGGGGACCCAUCGUCAUCCACGACUGACCUCUGACCCUACAGUGAGGGAAAAAAGUAUUUG
Messenger RNA from Coregonus sp. 'balchen', 32791 nucleotides. NCBI's taxonomy places the organism in Eukaryota, Metazoa, Chordata, Actinopteri, Salmoniformes, Salmonidae. The record is from the annotation of a GenBank genome assembly.